UCGACUCCCAUGAAUCACUCCCACACUCCGGUGUGGGCUUCUGGCCGACCACAACUUUCUUCAUAGGCUGACAAACGCAGCGGCCACGUCGGUAUGUUUUAUAACUGGAUAGAUAUUGAUAGCCGGAGGACAGCAGCAUAAACAUUCGGCUUAUCUGGCGGAGAGCAGGAGUUUGACCCGAUACGUCCAACGGUUCUACUUUUGGAUGGAGUUUGUCAGCGCAGUCCAAACAGAACCGAGGCUGACGGUGAUCGGAAUUUACCGGUGGAAACUCUGAAGGAGGAAAAGAAGGACGGGCCAAUCUGCUAAAAGCUUCAAAAUAAAGUGUGAAGGACGAGAUUUAAAGUUGUAUCUGUCAAUGAGAGGAAUGCUGGAGUGAAGGUCAUCCCUGAAGCGCAAAAAAACGACACCAACUAUGGCGAAAAAGUACGAUUUCCUCUUUAAACUGUUGCUCAUCGGGGACAGCGGAGUGGGCAAAACGUGUCUGAUCAUUCGUUUUGCUGAAGACAAUUACAACACUACAUACAUAUCCACCAUUGGCAUUGACUUUAAAGUGAAAACCAUUGAAGUGGAUGGAAAGAAAGUGAAGCUACAAGUGUGGGACACGGCAGGGCAAGAACGGUUCAAAACCAUCACUACUGCUUACUACAGAGGAGCCAUGGGGAUCAUCCUUGUUUAUGACAUCACAGAUGAGAAGUCCUUUGAAAAUAUCCAGAACUGGAUGAAGAGCAUCAGAGAAAAUGCAUCAGCUGGAGUCACUCGGAUGCUGCUGGGUAAUAAGUGUGACGUUGAGGCAAAGAGGAAAGUUUCCAAAGAGACAGGAGAAACGCUGGCAAAAGAGCACGCCAUCAGAUUCUUCGAGACCAGUGCAAAGUCGAGCAUUAAUGUGGAGGAGUCAUUUCAGGCUUUAGCACGAGACAUAUUGCAGAAAUCCACCAAGAAGUCGGGCCCUACUGGCCGAGAAGUGAAAAUCACCAGCAACACACAGCAAAAGUCCUCAAAGUGUGUCCUACUAUAGACGAAACAGACAGGACAAAAUGUAGUGCUAUUUUUGAACAAAAUGCAGCAGGGUUUCUGUCUCCAUCUAGUGGACGAACAAUCUCAGUACUGUACUGGUUUUGGAACUUGUUGUCCCACAAGAUUUGCAGGAGACCCGUGGAGUUUGUACCUUGAAAUAGUACCUGUAACCUGAAACUUUUCGUAUUCUCUGUGAUUUCUACUGUGAUGUAUACUACAAAAGGCCUGAAUAGCUCUUUGGUUUUCUUUGUUCAUUUUUUUCCCUAGCUUUUAUCAUUUGGAAGCCACAUUUUCUUCAAAUGGAGUGAAUUUCCCCCAGUGUUUUUUUGGGAAGAUUUCCAAACAACAACUAAAUUUGAUCCAUUCAAUUGUUACCCACCCCCCAGUCUCUGAGCUUUGGGCAACUCAAACUCAGAUGUUAAAACAAGAAAAAUACUUUAAGAUCAAGUUUUUUAAUAAAAAGAGAUUGCCAAAAAUCAAGGAUUUGUAUAUCAGAAUAAAAAAAGAAGACUGUGGGCUUGUUUGCAUGUGCUUCAGAGACAUUUGCACAUAUAAUAAAAUGCUACUUAUUGGGCAUUGCACAUUUGAUUUUUGUCUGAUAUUUCAAAAGGAUCUACUUAAGCAGCAGCCAAUGACUGUAAUAAGUCAAAUCUUCUGUUCAAUCUUUUUAAAGAAAACAAAACUUUCCGUUCUGAUAAAUGAGCAAUUACCCCGAGUGGAAUCCAGACAAACUUUUUUGUAAGAAACAAAGCUUUUUUUUUUUUUUUCUUACAAGAAAUGGAUUAGGAAUGUGGAAAGCAAAGAAGAUGAAUGUGCAAUAUGAGAAGUUGAGUGGAAA
This is a messenger RNA of Oryzias latipes (Japanese medaka), 1855 nucleotides long. It is a transcript of the gene rab13, whose product is annotated as RAB13, member RAS oncogene family. NCBI's taxonomy places the organism in Eukaryota, Metazoa, Chordata, Actinopteri, Beloniformes, Adrianichthyidae. Gene Ontology annotation, molecular function: GTP binding; GTPase activity. The record is from RefSeq and is a predicted model, not a curated record.